Labeo rohita (rohu) is the source of this 1229-nucleotide messenger RNA. Its product is annotated as leukocyte elastase inhibitor-like. NCBI's taxonomy places the organism in Eukaryota, Metazoa, Chordata, Actinopteri, Cypriniformes, Cyprinidae. The coding region runs from base 1 to 1155 and encodes 384 amino acids. The record is from RefSeq and is a predicted model, not a curated record. The transcript is spliced from 6 exons. Gene Ontology annotation, molecular function: serine-type endopeptidase inhibitor activity. Gene Ontology annotation, biological process: negative regulation of endopeptidase activity.
AUGGAGGAUCUCUCUCGUGCUAACAGUCUCUUCGCUCUGGAUCUCUAUCGGGCUCUGAGCGCAAGAAACGCUGAGGGAAACAUGUUCUUUUCUCCACUAAGCAUUAGCGCAGCGCUCAGCAUGGUUUAUUUGGGAGCCCGAGGAGAGACAUCUGAAGAAAUGGCAAAGGUUUUGUCCUUUAGUUCUAUUUCUGAUGUUCACUCUCAUUUUGAGACCCUCACCUCAACUAUCAACAGUCCAUCAGCCUCCUACAGCCUCAAACUUGCCAACCGUCUCUAUGGAGAGGAAACCUGUAACUUCUUACCUGAGUAUUUGGACUCCACUCUGAAGCUGUACCACGCUGAACUUCAGGCUUUGAACUUUAUUGGAGCAUCUGACAAGUCAAGACAACUCAUUAACAAAUGGGUGGAAGAGCAAACAGAGAAUAAAAUUAAAGAUCUUCUCAAGCCGGGAACGGUGACUCGAAUGACUCGACUAGUUCUGGUUAAUGCCAUCUACUUUAAAGGGAACUGGAUGCAUAUAUUUAAAGCAAGAGAAACUAAAGAAAUGCCAUUUAAAAUAAACCAGAAUGAGAGCCGGCCUGUGCAAAUGAUGUACCAGAGUAAAAAGUUCCCCUUCCGUGGCAUCCCAGAGUAUGAACUGCAGGUGCUAGAACUGCCUUAUAAACAAGAGGAGCUCAGCAUGUUGAUCCUUCUUCCAAAUGAAACUCAGGAUGGCUCUGACCCUCUUCUGAAACUGGAGAGCGAGUUGACCCUUGACAAGCUGCUUGACUGGACUGAAAGAGACAAAAUGGCCACUUCGAUGACUAUCAGAGUCCAUUUGCCAAAGUUCAAGCUGGAGGUUGACAGCUCCCUAUCAGAAAUACUGCAAGAGAUGGGGAUGAGCUCUGUGUUCCAGGAAACAAAGGCUGAUCUGACAGGCAUGAGCACUCAGGCUGGUCUCUCCAUUUCAGCAGUGAUCCACAAAGCAUUUGUUGAGGUGAAUGAGGAAGGCACUGAGGCAGCAGCAGCCACUGCAAUCUGUUUGCUUGGCCGUGCCCGUGCCCGUGAGCGAGAAUUUCAGAGUUUCAAAGCAGAUCAUCCCUUCAUGUUCUUCAUCAGGCACAACCCCACUAACAGCAUUCUCUUUGCUGGCAGAUUCAGAGCUCCAUCCUAGAAAUGUGGUGUUUUCUGUCUUUUAAACCCAAAUUAAGAAAUGUGUUUUUCUCAGAAUGUUUUAUCAAAUAAAUC